This is a messenger RNA of Nematocida minor, 1707 nucleotides long. Its product is annotated as ubiquitin carboxyl-terminal hydrolase 5/13. NCBI's taxonomy places the organism in Eukaryota, Fungi, Microsporidia. Gene Ontology annotation, molecular function: cysteine-type deubiquitinase activity; cysteine-type endopeptidase activity; zinc ion binding. Gene Ontology annotation, biological process: protein deubiquitination. The coding region runs from base 1 to 1707 and encodes 568 amino acids. The record is from RefSeq and is a predicted model, not a curated record. Gene Ontology annotation, cellular component: nucleus; cytosol. The transcript has a single exon.
AUGUUUUUAUGUAAUGACUUCACUGGAGAGUGCAGCUACUGCUUCCGCGAUGUGUACUCUGGCCCCAUUCUCUACUGCGAAUGCAGUACUGAAAUGUGCCACUACCACAUAGAUAAACAUAAAACUAAUGACCACAAAAAAAUAUCCAUUGCUGUAUCUGGGCACCUGCCGGACAUUGUGGUUGACAUAGAAGACUACGGCGUGGGCGUUGAUAAAACUGAAACAGAGGACACUGUGCGGCAGUCUUUGAUACUUCCAAAAAUAGAAAGGAAUCUGCUGAAAAAGUGCACACAUCUGCCAAAUGUUGCAAAAAUAACAAUCGAUAGCAAAAAGUGCAGCAGCUGCGACAUAGACAGCAACUCGUGGCUGUGCAUCGAGUGCAACAAAGUGUUCUGUGGCAGAGAACAGUACGGCGUAGAGGGAAAAGGGCACGGAUUGCAGCACAGAGAAGAAAGCAAAGGAAAGUGCAAUACGUUCCUAAAGAUACAGAGCAUAGACAGCAGAAAGAGAAUAUGCGAUGUGUACUGCUACGAGUGCGAUGAUAUGAUAUCACACAGUCUGUUUGGCAAGAUAGAGAACAAACUAACGCCCACCCCGAGCUCUGAUGCUCUGAAUACCUUUGAAAUUUCGAAAAGACUGAACACAAAAAUCGAAGAUCUUCACUUGGAGACAGAAGGAAGCUCGAUCAUCCCGUACACUUUGGUCAGAAAAAAGGGCGGGCUUGCUGACCUAGGGAAUACCUGCUAUAUCUCAUCCAUACUGCAGGCCGUUACCUACUGUCUGUCUGAGUGCAUGGAGAGAUUCAACUCAGUCUACGAGAUAGAAUGCGAUAGCCCAAAGGAGUGCUUUGGCUGCCAGUUCAAGAAAGUGAUUAAACAGAUAGACAGAUCGCACAGGGAGGAGGUUGAGACAUUCUCAGUUGACAGGCUGUGCAGCAUUGUGCAGAGCGUGUACCCCAGCUACACCCUGGGAACUCAGCAGGAUGCCUCAGAGUAUUUCACCGAUCUAAUCUCUCUAGUAAAUAGCUACGAUGACAUGGGGCAUUUUAACGCGAUAUUUGACUGUUUUAAAAUAACGCAGGAAAUAAUGAUAGUCUGCGAUAAGUGCAAUACGUGCAACGAGCAGGAAGAGGUUGGGUCUAUUGUGUAUAUUGGAUCUCAGCAGAAGAUCCAAGAUUUGUUCAAGGAGGAAGAGCUGCCAUCUGUCUGCGACUGCGGGACCAAGAAAAAAAGAAAAAUAGUCAUACACAGUGCGCCAAAAAUAUUUACUGUUGGAAUAAAAAGAGACUUAUCAUCCGAGGAACAGUCGCCAACUGAAGAGUCUUUUGCAGUUGAAGACAAAGACGGCAGGAAAGUCAUGUAUACGCUGAUGGGCGCUGUAAUACACAAGGGCACAGUGCAGGCAGGGCACUACAUCACAGAAAUUCCGCUGAAAAGAUGUCCAAUGGGCGAGUCGAUAUACGAAGAGUACACAGAGAAGCAGUCGGUCAGCAUAAAAAAUAGAACACAGGAAGAAAGUAAAAAUAGAAGUAGCACGGCACACGGCAGCUCUUCUUCCGAGGGAUCUGCACAAAAGAAGUGCAAAAAGUACGAAACAGUCCCUAAAGAAAGAGCAUGGGUUGUUUAUGAUAAUGAAAAAACGGGCAUACAAGAGCUCCUCUCUUCCCAUGCAGCUGUUUUGUUUUAUAAAAUGUCUUCCAAUGAAUAA